This is a messenger RNA of Carcharodon carcharias (great white shark), 1711 nucleotides long. RefSeq names its product malonyl CoA:ACP acyltransferase (mitochondrial) (gene mcat). Gene Ontology annotation, molecular function: transferase activity. The coding region runs from base 211 to 1386 and encodes 391 amino acids. The transcript has 4 exons. Lineage: Eukaryota; Metazoa; Chordata; Chondrichthyes; Lamniformes; Lamnidae. The record is from RefSeq and is a predicted model, not a curated record.
CGCUGUGGUUGGAGACAGAAAGGUGUUUGUGAACAGAUGUGUUAUUGGGAUCUGACUGUCUGAGGACUGAGUGCAACGGAAGGGUCUGCAGGAAGGUUGUCCUCGCCUCCCACAGCUGCUGCUUGUUCACUCUCUCCGCCCCCCCCCCCCCCCCCCCCCCCCGCAGAGGCUGAGGUUGAGGUUCUCCGAGGGCAGGGAGUCCCUGCAACCAUGAGACUGGCUGUGUUUGGCUGCAGACUGAGACACUGGCUAGAGACCCCGUCUCGAAAGCCCACUCACUCCAAACAGCGCUCCACCUCCUGUCCACAGACACCCUCCAGCCCGUCCCUCGACAUCGCCGAAUUGUUAGCAGACAGCGGGCAGCAGACUAGUGAAGCUCCCCAGGUUAAAGAGCCGAGCAGGAGGCGGCCCCGGCAGAGUUCACUGCUCCUGUUCCCCGGCCAGGGCAGCCAGUUUGUGGGAAUGGGCAAAGGGCUCCAGAAAUAUCCCAAUGCCAGGGAAAUAUUCGCGGCGGCCGAGGAGAUUCUGGGGUAUGACCUGCUGUCUCUAUGUGUGAAUGGGCCGCAGGAAGAGUUAAAUAAAACUCUUCAUUGUCAGCCGGCAGUUUUUGUCAUGUCCUUAGCUGCAGUGGAAAGGCUUCAGCAUGAAAACCCCGAGGCCAUCGAGAAGUGUGUUGGAGCUGCAGGAUUCAGUGUGGGAGAGUUUGCUGCCCUGGUCUUUGCAGGAGCAAUAGACUUUGCUGAAGCUCUCUGUGCAGUGAAAGUGCGGGCAGAAGCUAUGCAGGAGGCAUCGGAAUCCAUUCCCAGCGGCAUGUUAUCUGUUGUGGGACGAGCAGAAUCCAGAUUCAAGUAUGCCUGCCUGGAAGCUCAAGAACAUUGCAAGUCAUUGGGACUAGAGGAUCCUGUGUGUGAAGUGGCUAACUACCUUUUUCCCAAUGGGCGUGUGAUUGCCGGACAUUUACAGGCUCUUAAAUAUUUGCAGCAGAAUUCCCGAAAGUUUCACUUUCUGCGGGCUAAACUGCUGCCAGUCAGUGGUGCUUUCCACACUAGCCUUAUGGCAUCAGCAACUCAGCCACUCCAUGAAAUCUUGAAGAGAAUCAACAUUGAGAAACCACUGAUAUCUGUCUACUCCAACGUGAAUGCCAAAAAAUACAUGAACAGUAAACACAUUCAGCAACUGUUAGUGAAACAGUUGGUAUCUCCUGUAAAAUGGGAACAAACUAUGCAUGCUAUGUACGAACGAGAACAGGGGAUUGAUUUUCCAGACACUUAUGAGGUAGGUCCUGGGAGCCAGCUUGGGACCGUGUUGAAAAACUGCAACCUGAAGGCUUGGAGUUUCUACAAACAUAUAGAUGUGAAAAUAAAGGAUGAUAUUGAGGAAGAAUGAAAUAUUUUGAACAACUUUGUGCAGAAAGACUGGUGAAAGACCCAUUUUCCUCUUGGUUCAUUAUCCACAGUUUCAGUUUUUGCCAGUUCAAUUACCAACUUGAACUGAUAGAACUUCCUUUUUGCACUAUUCUUAAUGAUCUUAAGAGGUUUAAUGACUUUAUUAAAAAAUGCACUGGGGUGAACUGUCAAGUUGUAGACUCUUGUGAAGUUAAUGUACAGAAUUGAAAUCAGCUAGGAGUUGUAUUGAUGGUCUGACAAUGAGGAGGACUGACAGGAUGUAACAUCUCCCAGGUAGUCUAAAUAAAAUGCCUGGAUGGAAAUUC